ACACCACCCCCUUUCACUUUUAUUCUCUAACACCACAAUACUCCAAUCAAUUAACUAUUAGCAUGGCCGAGCCACAAGGUGAUAUUGGUGGUGACAGUGGUGCUUCUGGAAGCAAGCGUAGAAGCACUGUUUCCAAGCGUGGCAUGGUAGCACAAACACAAGAUGAAGCAAUAGUGGGAUCUUCACCCGCAACACCAUGUGGGGCUUGCAAGUUCUUGAGGAGGAAGUGCAUUGGGGGAUGCAUUUUUGCACCCUACUUUUGUACUGAUCAGGGUGCAGCUAAGUUUGCAGCUGUGCACAAGGUGUUUGGGGCUAGCAAUGUGUCAAAGCUCUUGUCCAACAUUCCGGCGAACCGCCGCCACGAAGCGGCAACAUCCAUAUCGUAUGAGGCUCAGGCAAGGCUGUCUGAUCCAGUUUAUGGUUGUGUCUCCACCAUCCUUGCCCUGCAACAACAGGUGGUAUCUUUGCAAGCAGAGCUAGCUAUGUUGCAAACUCAACUCAUGAAUAGCAAGUUUUUCUAUACAAGUGCUCUUCAAACCACACAACUACAUCAACCAAACAUGAAUGCAGCAGCACUACAUCCAGCAUAUUCCAACAAUUCAUGUGGUUCCACCAACCUUUUAAACUUGAGCAACUUCAAUAAUACGCCUAGCUUUGACCUUGCAAUGGACACAACACCCUCAUCGCAUAGUUUGGAGCCUCUUCAACUCACAAGGUUGUCCCAAUAUGAGGAAGAGGAGGAAGAAGAAAGCAAAACCCAACAAACUUUCGACCACCAUUAAUGAGUUGUUCCUUUUGUUUAAUUUGUUAGCAUUACUCUUUGUUGGUUUCAACUUUAUACAAAAUUAAAUAAUAUCAAACUUAAUGUAACUUAUCUCA
Molecule: messenger RNA, 879 nt
Organism: Glycine soja
Lineage: Eukaryota; Viridiplantae; Streptophyta; Magnoliopsida; Fabales; Fabaceae
Product: LOB domain-containing protein 20-like
Exons: 2
Coding region: 63-782 (239 amino acids)
Biological process (GO): positive regulation of DNA-templated transcription; hormone-mediated signaling pathway
Cellular component (GO): nucleus
Source: RefSeq, a predicted model, not a curated record